CGCUGGCCACAGGCGGAGCCGACGGAGGCGUCCCGGGGCCCAGCGGCGGAGCAAGCGCCUGGGCCGCCGCCUCGCGGGGAGCCCGUGCCGAGGCGCGCGGGGGCCGCCCGGGGGCGGUGGGCGGGGGAAAGGGCGGAGACGGCGUCCGAGUGCCCGCCUCCCGCCGCAGUCCUCAACCAGGUCGGCUCCCGGGGAAUAUACCGCGGCUCCGCCGCGCUGUCAGCGUGCAGUGUGAAGCUGCGGGAGGUACUACCAUGUCUGGAAGAGGCAAGGGCGGGAAGGGGCUCGGCAAGGGGGGCGCCAAGCGCCACCGCAAGGUGCUGCGCGACAACAUCCAGGGCAUCACCAAGCCGGCCAUCCGCCGCCUGGCUCGGCGCGGCGGCGUUAAGCGCAUCUCGGGGCUCAUCUACGAGGAGACGCGCGGCGUUCUCAAGGUCUUCUUGGAGAACGUGAUCCGCGACGCCGUCACCUACACCGAGCACGCCAAGAGGAAGACGGUCACGGCCAUGGACGUGGUGUAUGCUCUCAAGCGACAGGGGCGCACCCUCUACGGCUUCGGCGGCUAAUCUCGGAUCGCAGACCUUGCACUGUCAAAACACAAAGGCUCUUUUCAGAGCCACCCACAAAUUUCACAAUGAGAGCUGUUGAUUAUUACAAAAAUAUUGCUACAAAAAAUACUAAAAAAUUUAACAGAAGCAAAGCUAUGAAAAUGCAUAACUCAGAGUUGUUCAGUGUAUUGUAUUUUAGUCAAUGUGUAUUAUUUGCUAUGUAUAUAAAAAUAUAAUUCAGAAAUCUGGUAGAAUACCCUUAGGUUUUAGUUUGCAAUUACAGCUCUUUUUAGG
This is a messenger RNA of Chroicocephalus ridibundus (black-headed gull), 842 nucleotides long. RefSeq names its product histone H4. Gene Ontology annotation, cellular component: nucleosome. NCBI's taxonomy places the organism in Eukaryota, Metazoa, Chordata, Aves, Charadriiformes, Laridae. The record is from RefSeq and is a predicted model, not a curated record. The coding region runs from base 255 to 566 and encodes 103 amino acids. The transcript has a single exon. Gene Ontology annotation, biological process: nucleosome assembly. Gene Ontology annotation, molecular function: protein heterodimerization activity; DNA binding; structural constituent of chromatin.